Molecule: messenger RNA, 333 nt
Organism: Saprolegnia diclina VS20
Lineage: Eukaryota; Oomycota; Saprolegniomycetes; Saprolegniales; Saprolegniaceae
Exons: 3
Coding region: 1-333 (110 amino acids)
Source: RefSeq, a predicted model, not a curated record
AUGUUCAAAGCCGUGCAGCGGCGCAGUGUGGCCACGGUCGAGCUGCUCCUGCGCCAACGCCGCAUCCACGUCAACCAGACCACCACCAUAGGCAACGAGACGCCGCCAAUGGUUGUUGUACGGCUGCAUGCCCUCGCCAUCGUCGAGCUUUUGCUUGGAAAUGGCGCCAACAACGCACCGCUCAUGAUUGCACUCCGGCGUGACUGCACCGACAUUGAGGUGGCGCUCGAGACUCGCAACGUCUUGGACGUGCACUACGACGACAGUUUCGGCGUUGGUGUCUCUGGCCAAGUGUAUCAGUUCAGCGACCGGUCGAUUUGGACCGAAAUCUGA